Molecule: messenger RNA, 1049 nt
Organism: Pistacia vera
Lineage: Eukaryota; Viridiplantae; Streptophyta; Magnoliopsida; Sapindales; Anacardiaceae
Product: insulin-degrading enzyme-like 1, peroxisomal
Exons: 4
Coding region: 1-567 (188 amino acids)
Biological process (GO): peptide catabolic process
Cellular component (GO): cytosol; mitochondrion
Molecular function (GO): metal ion binding; metalloendopeptidase activity
Source: RefSeq, a predicted model, not a curated record
AUGUUAGAGGACAAAGAACAGAGGAGAAAAGAAACUGCUGUAUUACUUCAUUAUCAGUCACACUUUACAAGUGAAGGNCAGUUCAUCAUCCAAUCCUCUGUGAAGGGUCCAAAACAUAUUGAUACAAGAGUUGAAUCAUUCCUCGAGAUGUUUGGAAGUAAACUUUAUGAGAUGACUAGUGAACAAUUCAAGAGCAACGUGAAUACCUUGAUUGAUAUGAAGUUUGAGAAGCACAAGAAUCUAAGGGAAGAAUCCAGAUUCUACUGGCGAGAGAUUUCCAAUGGGACCCUCAAAUUUGAUAGGAGGGAAGCUGAGGUUGCAGCUUUAAGGCAGCUUACACAAGAAGAAUUGAUAGCUUUCUUCAAUGAAUAUGUUAAAAUUGGUGCACCUCAGAAGAAGACUCUAAGCAUUCGAGUGUACGGGAACCAACAUGCAUCUGAGUACACAUCAGACAACAGCAAAUCAGUUGAGCCUACUGUCGUUCACAUUGAUGAUAUUUUCAGUUUCAGAAGAUCACAACCUCUUUAUGGUUCAUUCAAGGGAGGUUUUGGUCAAAUGAAGUUGUAGGAAGUUGGAAUCUUCCAUCCGAGCUGUUUGUAAAGAAAACUUAAGGGUUGCAGGUGGAAAGAUGGCUGCUCCCAACCCUAAACAAUAAUGAAGAAAAUUGGAGAUUUGUAAAAAGCUUCCCAUCGAUGCUAAGCAAAAUGGUGGGUGCAAGUGCAUCACCCAUUCUUGGUCGAAUUAAGGUAUCUUUGUCGACAACAAAAUCAUGGAGCUUUUCAUCCCUUCUCCGGUUUUCAAUUGGCCUUUAUCUCAUUGUGAUAUUGAAACCUGUCAUGGUUUAGACAAUUUCAUUUUUAACCGUUUUCUAUCAUCCAAAAGAAUUGUAUUUGAAUGAGUUUCAAUCGGGUAAAUGAAUCUCUGGUUUGAGAGAUACAAGCAGGGUUCUCCAAGUACUGUAUUUCUGGCUUCUGUAACAUAUGGUAAAAUGUCUGAAACAUUUCGUUCAAUUUAAUAUUUUAAGACAUGAUGAAAUGUUCUGCUGUGUA